AGUCUCGCAAUAGCUGCGUUCACUCUGUUCGGAACAUGUGGGAGGAACUACAUCCGGUUCUACAGUGGCGUGAAGAGAGAGUGCGUCAUCGGAGAGAAAACAUGCCGUUUUUACACGGAUUCAGGAGGAUCGUGUAUGAGUAUCAACCUCUAGUUGACGCCGUGAUGGGUGUGCUGGGCACCGAGGAGGAUUCCCACAGCAGACAUCAAGAUAAUGAGGAAAGCGUCUGUAGGGAUCUUGUGGAGCUUCUGGAUAAAGAGUCCCCGGAUAAAGAGUCCCCAGUCUUCAUGGAGGGAAUUAAAUACUGCCUGUUUAAAAUGGCCGAACUCGGGUUGGUCAGUGCGGCACGAGUGUUUUUGCGUUAUGGGGCUGAUCUGAACUUUGAGGACCCAGUAUCGUACUACAACCCUUUGCACAUUGCAGUGUUGAGGAAUAAACCAGACAUUGUUCAGUUGUUGCUGGCUCAUGGAGCUAAAAUUAACAAGAGGGACAGGAUUCAUGAAAGCAGUCCUCUUGAUUUGGCCAGUGAAGAAGCAGACAGGCUGCCAUGUUUGCGUGUGCUUCUGGACCUGGGGGCUGACGUAAAUGCAAAAGACAAAAAUGGAAAAACUGCCCUGCUCCAUGCUCUGGCCAGCAGUGAUGGACUCACGGUCAAAAAUACAGACAAUAUACAGCUGCUUCUAGAAAGAGGUGCGGAUGUGAACGCCACUACGCAUGAUGGCGAGACCCCCAUGUCCUCGCUGACCUUCCUGGUAAAGGAAGCUCUGGAUAGCAGUCAGGAGGACGCCAAGGAAAUCAGGCACUUCUGUACCCGUGUGGCACAUCUUCUCAUUAUCCACGGUGCUGACCCCAGCUGCUGUUUGAACGCUGCUGACGGUGAAGUGUGGGAACCCUCGCUAACCUACACCAGCCUGGAGAACUUCGAUCUGUUUUUUCCUCUGGCCGCUCUUCUCCUCCAGCACGGAGGUUCUUUCUUCUGCUCUCACCACAGCUGGACAGGUCAACGAUUGAUAUUCACGCGUCUCGCCGAAGCUCUGCGUGAACCUUUAGACGCCGUUGAGGUGGCUGAUCUUUUUGCUAAAGCUGAAGCACUGUUGGAUCUGGCCACGAUCUGCUCCCCAGUCUUACCUCCUCUAUUCCCCGAAUCAGAGCUGCCUGUGUUGGAGCAUUCCUCCGCCCAUCAAUCGUUGCGGGAGCUCUACAGCAAACUGAAGGACCAGGAGAGCCAGCCACUGCCUUUAAGGUGCCUUUGUAGGAGACGUAUCCAUCAAUGUCUGCGACCCUGGCCCUUUGAAGAGAAGGUGAAAGUCCUUCCACUGCCCGACAGACUAAAGAUGUUGCUUCUCCCAGAGCACAGCUGGGCAAACAGACCUGGAUGGGAUGUCUUCAAACCCUGCAGUUCUCUCAGCUGAGAGACAGUUAAACCGAUAUGUGUCUGUGGUUGUAAAUAUCCUUAAUGAUUUAUUAUAAUCUGGAUGGAUAUAAACCGGUUUAAGAUUACAGUUGUUUAGUACCUGGGUUAUCUCAACAACAUAAAAACAAAUUUGACCUGCUUUAGUGUACCAGAUCUAAAUAACCGUGACUAUAGAAAAAGUUGUCUCUUGGUGUGAGACUGACGAAAUGUAUGCAAGUGUGGACAGAUCAUAGUAAUGUCACGGUCUGUUAUCUAUGCCAAAAUGUCUAUAACUUAAGUUCACUUAUUCAGUUUUGUGAAAAGCAAUAAUUGUUUACACAUGGGUCUUUAAUCUACCACAUCACUGCCACAUGUACUACAGUUUUUUUUUUUAAACUGCUUAAUUAUAAGUUUUAGUUCAGAUCAGUAAAUCAUGUAAUAUACAAAGUGGUGCCUUAAGAAGGUGUGCAUUGUUUGUAGUGGGAUAAAUUAAGAAAUAGUUGGUUUCUUGCCUUGUACAGUGUCUUUAAAACACCCUGUUCAAAAAAACUUAAAUAUUGUAAUUUCAACUUGAAAUGUCAUUAAAUCCAUAAAAAACUCCUUUAUGAA
This is a messenger RNA of Misgurnus anguillicaudatus (oriental weatherfish), 2002 nucleotides long. RefSeq names its product ankyrin repeat and SOCS box containing 6 (gene asb6). Gene Ontology annotation, molecular function: protein binding. Gene Ontology annotation, cellular component: cytoplasm. Lineage: Eukaryota; Metazoa; Chordata; Actinopteri; Cypriniformes; Cobitidae. The record is from RefSeq and is a predicted model, not a curated record.